This is a messenger RNA of Sparassis crispa, 1017 nucleotides long. RefSeq names its product Transposon Tf2-11 polyprotein. The record is from RefSeq and is a predicted model, not a curated record. Lineage: Eukaryota; Fungi; Basidiomycota; Agaricomycetes; Polyporales; Sparassidaceae. Gene Ontology annotation, molecular function: nucleic acid binding. The transcript has a single exon. Gene Ontology annotation, biological process: DNA integration. The coding region runs from base 1 to 1017 and encodes 338 amino acids.
AUGGACCAUCGCACCUUGGAGAAUUUCUUCCGCCAAAAGGAACUCUCCAGACGGCAGGCACAUUGGCAGGAAUUUCUCGUGCAGUACGACUUUGAUAUCAAAUAUAUCAAAGGCGAGGACAAUGUUGCCGCUGACAUCCUUUCCCGCCUGCCACCCGAUGUAGAAAUCGUCGACCCCUCCGCAUGUGCUGCAAUGUUGCUUCUACGCACCGCAACACACUCCCUCUGCGACAUCCCAGAGAUGAUCGCCAUGUCCUGUGCUGCCGCUACUUGUCUCUCAAUCGCCGCAGACCCUGCAUGGCUCUUGGCGAUACGUUCGGGCUACGAACAAGACAAGUGGUGCCAGAAACUGCGCUCCACUGCCGGUUCACUCGGCAUUCGUGAUCAAAACGGCCUCCUCUACGUCGGCGACCGACUUGUCAUUCCGCACGUACUAGAGCUACGAGAAGCUAUUUUCCGGCUAGCCCAUGACUCACUUGGCCACUUCGGUUUUGACAAAUCGUAUGCCGCCAUUCAUGACGGCUACUACUGGCCCAACAUGCGUACCGAGCUCGAGCACAUGUACAUCCCGGCUUGCGAGGACUGCCAACACAACAAAUCCCUGACUCACAAGCCUCAUGGACCUCUCCACCCUCUUCCAGUACCGGAUCGCCACUGCAAUAGCAUAGCAAUCGACUUCAUCAGCCCACUCCCAGAGGAUGAGGGAUUCAACUGCCUCGCCACCAUCACUGACCGUCUUAAUUCGGACAUCCAAUUGAUCCCCACGUGCACCGACAUCUCCGCGGAGGCCUUCGCAGCCCAAUUCUUUAAUCGCUGGUACUGCAAAAAUGGCCUGCCCCUCGAUAUCAUCUCCGACUGCGACAAACUGUUCAUCAGCAAAUUCUGGAAGGCCCUUCACCGCCUUACUGGCGUACGACUGAAGAUGUCUUCCGCGUACCACCCCCAGACUGACGGUGCAUCCGAACGUUCGAACAAAACGGUCAUCCAAGCUCUGCGAUAUCAUGUUGCUCGCAAUUAA